AGAAAGUGUGUGAAUGGACACAAAGCACAAAGCGGAGGACUUAAAAAUAAACGUAAAACGUCUUGUCUGGCAUCAAUCGGCGUCGCCGGCCGUCGUCGUCUCUGGCAAACACGGGGGCUGUUUUUCUCUCAUCGCUGCGAUCCCGAUGGAAAUGGGACCUGCGGCAUUCGGUACCGCGCUUCACCGCGUAGUCGCACAGGUACCGCGAACGUGAACGGUUGCGUUUUUUCUUUUUUGGUUUUUCAUUUUGGUUUCGGUUCCACCGGCUAGUCGUCGUCGGUUCCAGUAGGCUCCAGUGUGUGUUUUCAGGUGCACAGAAACAGAAAGAGAGCUCAACGGCCAGAGCGGGAACGAACCCGUCGGGUCGGAUCCCGUCGUCGGACGUCGUCGUAAUCGAAGUCACUGUUUUUCCAUCGACCGGGUCGCUUGGAGAAAGAGCAUUUUUUUGUUGCAUCGACGGUGGUGUGAAGAGUGCUCCUUGGUUUUUGUGUAUGAAUUCGAAAAAUUCCAAUCGAAAACUCGUUUUACCUUUUCUUUUCUUCGGUGCUCGUAAAAAAAAAGUUGUGUGUGGCAGCUGGAAGAACGAAGGGAAAAUUACCGAGCGAGUGCGCGCCGCCCGGAGUGUGUGUUUCAGAGUCGGUCUCCGUCCGUCCGUCCGUCCAUACACGAUAACAAGGUGGGCGAUUUAAUGGGACAUUGUUUGUCGUCGUUGUCGGACGUUGGACAGUGUCAAAAUUGGCAAACAUAUUGUGAGAAGAAACACACCGGAGGAGUAGAAGAAGAUUUUCCAUAGUGAGUGAGUGACGUAGUGAAAUGAGCACUAGCGAAACGGUGGUGGCCAAACCGGCGGCCAACGCGAAUCCACCGGCCGGCAAACAGUGGUGGAAGGUAUGCUUCCUGUACGGGAACCAGGAAAAGUAUUACCGACAAAUCUACGCGAAAGCUGCCUCCGAACGGAUAGCUCAUGCCGCACAAACCAAAAACAACAAUAGCAAAAACGCCGGAACCGGGCUAUCGUCCGGCAAGGCGGCCAUCAUAUUUCCGACCAAACAGCACCGACCAAUUUUACUGAACGGAACACGAAAGGACGCGGAUUCGGACAAGGCGGCUCCGGCCGGUAAGAAACGUGUCACCGUGCUGGACGAUUCGUUUUUGCUGGGGGUUAGCGAAGAUGAGCAACGGUCGGACAGUGGCAUUAACAUCGAUGCCGUUUCCAGCCCACCGGAAGAGCCAAACUCCCGUGGGAUGAGACGAAAUUUCCACUUGAGUAACGAAGAACUAAGACUUUUGUACUCGGAAUCACCCGGUGGGGGACAUCUGAUCAAAACGGUCGGUGUCCCGAUACCGUCGCCUAUUGUAAGUCACUGUGGGAGCCCACAAAUUGCACCUAAUUCAUCACAAUCAUCAUCAUCAUCAUCGGUGUCGUCGUCACCGGCAGUCGGACUACCCGGCGGCAACAUGAGCAGUCCAGCAGUCCCCGGCGGUACCAGUCCGUGUUUUUCACCGUGCCCCGACGUUCUGGUCACCAACGGCAGCAACAAGAUCACCCCACCAACCGUCGUCGUGCCAAUGUCGUCGUCGUCGUCGUCGUACCCAUACCAAAAACCUUCCUUCGAGUACGACAUGAACCGGGUCCCGCUGAGUCCCCAGGCGGCGUACCACAAGUCGCUUCAGCAUCAUCCGGCCUCGGCGAUUCCGUCGCCGGCUUCGGUGAGUGACUUCCUACCGCCACUGCAACCACAAUCGCAACCGUUGCAGCUUCAACAACAACAACAACAACAACAGGACAUCGGCCACGGAGGGCCACGGUCGAUUUACAGUGCGCACGCUCUUUCGCAGACCAGUAGCAACCUGCAUCCCCAGCACCUGCAGCAUCUUCAUGGACCAUAUCAGCCACAGCCGGUUGCACCUGCGUUAUAUCAUCACUCACCACGAGGUCAACAGCAGCAGCAGCAAACUUUUUCACCGAAUUUCCCUCCCAACCACCACCAGCAGCAACAUCAACAGCAACAAAUUCACGGAGGAGGAGGAGGAGUCGGUGUCAGUGGCGGUGGUCACAAUUACUCCCAGUCCGACGAUGACAGUGGUUGUGCACUAGAGGAGUACACUUGGGUUCCUCCCGGUCUUCGGCCGGACCAGGUCCAUCUGUACUUCUCGGCCAUCCCCGAGGACAAGGUUCCGUACGUAAACAGUAUCGGCGAGCGUCAUCGGGUCCGCCAGUUGCUCCAGCAGCUUCCACCCCACGAUAAUGAGGUGCGAUACUGUCAUUCAUUGACCGAUGAAGAGCGCAAAGAGCUGAAACUUUUCUCCGCCCAACGGAAACGAGAAGCACUUGGCCGCGGUACGGUGAAGCAGCUUGCCACGAAUAAGAUUUGCGAUGGGUGUGGCGAAUGCAUUUCCUCCGGUGACAUGGGAGUCUCGGCGUCUCGGUUUGAUCCGGGCACCUGCUGGCACCCGGCUUGCUUCAUUUGCUCGGUGUGCAAGGAACUGCUGGUCGAUCUGAUUUACUUCCACCGGGAGGCCCGGUUGUACUGCGGAAGACACCACGCGGAGACGCUGAAACCGAGGUGUUCGGCGUGCGAUGAGAUUAUACUGGCCGAUGAGUGCACGGAGGCGGAAGGUCGGGCGUGGCACAUCAAGCACUUUGCCUGUUUCGAGUGCGACAAACAGCUCGGCGGUCAACGGUACAUAAUGCGCGAUGGUAAACCGUACUGUCUGCAUUGCUUCGACGCCAUGUUUGCCGAAUACUGUGAUUUCUGCAGUGAACCGAUCGGUGUGGACCAGGGUCAAAUGAGCCACGAUGGUCAGCAUUGGCAUGCGACGGACAGUUGCUUUGCCUGUAGUACCUGUCGAUGUUCGCUGCUCGGUCGGCCAUUCUUGCCACGCCGGGGUGAGAUUUAUUGCUCUAUAGCGUGUAGUAAAGGUGAGCCGCCCACGCCUUCCGACGGUUCAGUGCCCACCGUUCUGCCCACGCGAGCUCGCCUGCGAGGAAGUGAACGUCCGCUGGACGACGGUACCGAAUAUCAACCGCAUUUGCCAAAGUCACCCGAACCGCUGCAGAGUCCCAUUAGCGAGCGAAGUACUCCUCAGUCCAGCCCUGCCAAACACUCGCACACGGAAAUAUCCACCAACAUAUCAAGUUCGGUUCCGGCGGGCAGCGAAUUGAACGAACACAAUUUCUCCGUUUCGGCGGAUAACGAACUGCCAACCUACACCGGAAGUGGAGCUACCUCGCCCGUGUCAUCCCGCACGAAUCCCUACACCGAAACAGGUGGUGACCUGAUUGAUUACCACCAUCAACCGCAGCAGCAUGAAUCUUUGCCCCCGCUGAACUCCAGCCACCGAAGAAUCCCUCAGUGUUCACCGGAACUUACCCGGCUACUGCACAAGGAUCGUAGCCGGCAACCUUUGGAUCUGACGGAUCUAAGCCUAAGCUUAGACAACUGGCAAGCCGAUCAGCACGGGCAGCUAACCAGCGUUCCCAGCAUAGCGAAAACCAAUCCAGCACUAACCUCAUCGAUGCCGGAGCUAACCCAACAGCUUCAGCAGCAGCAGCAACACCAACAACAACAAUCACCCUAUCAUCAUCCGCAGCCAGCAUACGACGAUAUUAGCCCGUUGGACAAAUCAAGUGCAAUAGACCCGGAUGAUGCCAUCCAGAAUGCGUCCGAUGCGUCACACUCCAUCGUUGAACUACCAACCCCGCCACCAAUAGUAAUUAAGAAGGAAGUUCGCUUCGAGGGAGACUUCCAGGAUUCGCUGCCCCGCACGAAAAACUACUGCUCCCGGUCCGGUGGUAAUCGGACGCGUUCCUCCAAAUCGAAGCGCCGAUCCGGUGGCCAUCACCACCACGGUCAACGUUCGGACCGAACGGAGCACGAGACGCGAUCCUCCUCCUCCUCCGGUAGCCGACGGUCUCCACGGCGGAGAGGCCGCGCACCGGUCGAGAUUGAGUUGGAACCGGAAGGGGAUGAUUCGGACGCGCGCAGCGUCUGUUCUACCUGUUCGUCCAGUUCUUCCAGCGCCGACGACGACGUGUACGAGCUGCCGAUGCGGCGGACCUAUGGCGGAACGCGGAUCCACUAUAUGCCAAACAAUUCGCUUGCGUGCGCCCGGAAGCGGAAGCAACUGCAGACUAGCCAUCCGUACGAGAAAGACAAUAAAAACUGUAUCAUAUCGUGAGACCCCCGAGAGUUCAAUGGGACUUUGCUUCCUUUUGAGGGCUGUAGGUUAAGUAGGGCUGUACAUUUUUCCUCCGUGACAGAAUGUAACGCGUAACCAAAUUGUGAAUCGAAAUAGCAUUUCAAGUGUUUUUUUUGACAACGGAAAAGUAAUAUAAUAUUUAAAAAUAAAAAAAAAACAGUGUAUAAACUGCAGGUUUGAAUGUAUUUUGAUUAUUCGGUGUUGAAAUUCUAUAUUAUGGAACAAAAUAUUUUUAAACAAAACAAUUACUCGAGAGAUUUUGUGAGAGAUUUUCGUAUUCAAAGGCAAACAGUUCACGUACCAAUACAAAGCAGAAUGUAUGCUCAUAUCUUAUGUGUAAGAAUUUUUAUAUAUAAUAGUUUGAUAGAAAUAAAUUUUUACUGGAAAGUUGAA
Molecule: messenger RNA, 4596 nt
Organism: Malaya genurostris
Lineage: Eukaryota; Metazoa; Arthropoda; Insecta; Diptera; Culicidae
Product: protein prickle-like
Exons: 9
Coding region: 814-4182 (1122 amino acids)
Molecular function (GO): zinc ion binding
Source: RefSeq, a predicted model, not a curated record